CAAGGGAGAAGCGCGCGAUAGCUCUUCUCCACUCCCAAGAGCCGCGGCUUCCAAAAGAGCGGGGCUGCUGCUCAGGAAGAAGCGGGGCUGAAGGCCAUGGGGCGGGACUUGCAUGCGGGUCCUCCCCUUCACCUCCGAGCGUGGCGUGGGUGGCGCCUGGAGAGAGGGGAAGGAACAGGCGCGGCCUCCGGCUUGGAACUGUUCGGCCCUCCGUGGUGCUGACUGAAGCCGGGCUGUUUCUGCAGCGUGCCGACUGGUGUGGGGAGAAGCCAUCAUGGCGCGCCCGCCGCCGCCGCCGCCGGCCCUUGGGCGGCUCUGGUAGCAGCCAGGCUGCUCUCCCACCCGCAGGGGACUCUGCCACCCACAGCGCUCCUCGUCGUCCGCGCUGCCGUCCUCUUCUCGCUCCCCGCGGCCGCCUCCUCCGCUGGGCGCCAUGGCUGAGCAGGUGCCCGGGCCGACGACGAGGCGCCCCUGCCGCCUCCUCCUGUUGUUGUUGCUGCUGCUGCUGCCCGGGUCGCCCUCGGCCGAGCUAAGGUCGCCGGCGGUGUCGGGCGUGGAGUCACUGCUGGAGGAGUUCCGCCACCAGCUGCAGCAGGAGCAGGAGCUCCCUGCCGGGGGCGGCGGCAAGGAACGGACGGAGGCUGCGGGGCGCUGCCGCAGGGGGGAUGCAGGAGAGGCAGGCGGCUUGGGGGGCUUUUUCUCAGCCAGGCCCGACUCCAUCAUUCGCACCAAGGACUCGAUUGCGGCGGGCGCCGCUUUCCUCGGCUCGCCGGGCUCGGUGGCGGGCCCGCGGCAGUGCUUGGACGCCUGCUGCGCCGAGCCGCGCUGCACCCUGGCCGUCGGGCAGCAGCAGCCCGCCUCCUUCCGCUGCUACCUCUUCAACUGCAUCUACCGCGGCCGCGCCGUCUGCCUCUUCUCCCCGCAGCGCGGCUACAGCAGCUACUACCUGGAGCCCAGCAGCAACCCGCCAAGCCCGGAAAUUGAUGAACCUCCCCUCAGCAAGGCAGGGAAAGACAUUAUGCUUCAAUUGCCUACUAAUUGGGUGAUUCUGGAUGGCCGGGAAAGUUUAGAUGAUCAUGGAAUCAUACAGUAUGAGUGGACACUGCUUCAAGGUGCCCCUUCAGUUGAUAUGAAGGUACCUCAACCAGGAACCAUAAAGCUCUCACACUUGCAAGAAGGGACAUACACGUUGCAGUUGACUGUGACUGACACUGCUGGUCAAAGGAGUUCGGAUAAUGUCUCUGUGGCAGUCCUUCCAAUGGUUCAUCCUGCAUUAGGAUGUAUUGGGGAUUGUUCGCGCUACCAGUUCCUUUGUGAUGAUGGAUGCUGCAUUGAUAUCACCUUUGCCUGUGAUGGAGAGGAACAGUGUCCUGAUGGAUCUGAUGAAGCAUUUUGUCAGAAAUUUAAUUCCGGACAAAAGACAAUGACUCACACAGCCAUUAGUUCUAUCCAGCAGAAUACCAUGGGACUAACUAAAGAUCCCAGGAAGGAGCUCUCAUUUGAAAUCACCCAGAGAACUACUGUAAGCAAUCAAGCAGUCAAGUCUAACCAAUCACCCUCUCAGGGACCAAAGAAACAAACUGCUGGGUUUAUGCCAGAGCAAUGCUUGGCGCCCCCUGCUGCUGGCCCUUGUAAUGAACACUUCCCUCGCUGGCACUUUGAUGUUUUUUCAGGCACUUGCCAACAUUUCAUCUAUGGUGGCUGCAAAGGCAAUGAAAACAACUUUCUGCAAGAAUCUGACUGCCUUGCUGAAUGUGUAAAUGUUCAUGAUUCUAGAACCUCAGGGAAAGACAAAGAUGAUAACAAUGAAAAUGACAUUGUGAUGUUAAAGGACACUCAAACUGGAAAGAGCCAUCCAGUCCCAGAAACAGGUGCUGUGCUUCCCCUUGCUCUAGGGUUGGCUAUCACUGCUUUACUGCUGCUCAUGGUAGCUUGCCGACUACGCUUAGUGAGACAGAAACUGAAGAAAGCUCGGCCCAUUACAUCUGAGGAAUCCGAUUACCUCAUAAAUGGGAUGUAUCUCUAAAGCAGGAUUCAGGUUACUUCUCUUCCCUCCUCAAGCUUUUUUUUUUUAAAGUGUGCCUCUUGCAUCAUUUUUUUUUUUUUUUUAGUAAAAAUAUGUUUUGACAUUUUUUUAAAUCAUGGUUUUUUAAAAAUAUAAAAGCAGCAAGCACCUUCAAAAAGUUUAUUUUAAAUCAUGGUAGAAUAGAGGUAUAUAACUGCAAUGGCAGAAAGAGUGACUUCCUCUCCUGGAACUUUAGGAAUAUCCCAUCCUAUCUUUAGCAAUGAGGCAAGUUUAUCAUACUUGCUGCUUAUUGGUUGCAGUCUCACAAACGCACCUAAUUGCCCUAUCUCAGGUGUGCACAGUAGCACCGAUGGAGCUUGCUCUGUGGCAGCUCAAAUGCCUUUAGAAGUCCAAGUAAGCAACCUACCCUCGGCUCCUGCUUACACACUAGCUUCACCCAUUUCUGUUUUGUGAAGUAACUUCGCACACUGUUGCAGCACCGCUUCUCGUCAUGGUCUCUGUUGCGGGCAAUGCAUGUCUGAUCCACACUGCUGCACUAGGGUGAUGACCUGAGCUAGUUCAUGUGAUGCUAUAGGAGGUUAUGGCUUGCAUUCAGGGGGCGAUGCUGGUAGCUCCCUACACAGAGAGGCUAUUUACAUGCACGUGCAAAACAGGGCUAAGGGAGCCCAGCCUGGUUUUGCACACGUGUGAACUGCCAGGAUCAUGCCUGAUCCUGCUAACACCACAGUGGCAAACCCGCCUACAGAACCUCCCUUGAAAAUGAGGUUAAGGGAGUGAGUGCUCCCUUAACCCCAUUUUCUAGAUCGUCUGUCAGCCACUAGCAGACUUAGCAGGGGAGGGGGAUCCCCAUAAUGCACCACACACUUGUGUGUUGCAUUAUUGGAGCUCUGGGGUGCGGGGCAGUGCAUCCCGGCACCCUGACUCUCUGAGCUGCCGCCAGCAGCCGGUGCUCAUCUGGGCGGGCGAUCCACCCACCCAGGGACAUUGUGAAGAUUGUCUGUGGAGAGGUAAGCACGCUCGGGUUUCCUCCCCGCAAAAACAGGUAGCCAUUUCUUACUGGUGAGAAGGUUCAUUGACCUGAAACGGGAACCAGGCAAGCCAGAUUGGAGUCUAGUUAGAAAGGAUGUUGAAACUAGAACCAAACUCACCUGGGACAGAGCUGUAGCUCAGUGGUAGAACACAUGCUUUGGAUGCAGAAGGCCUCAUGUGUCCAGUACCUGAUAUCUCCAGCUAGGUAGGGCUAGAAAUGCUUGAAAGCCUGGAAGGUUGCUGCCAAUCACUGUAGACAAUACUGAACUAGAUGGAUCAAUGGUGCAAGGCAGUUUUCUGUGUUCAUCGGGUGCAGUCAUUCCUGAACUAACAUGUAAAACUUACUGAUUAUUGGCUGAUAAGAUCAGCCCUUACAGGGCAAAUGACAUUUAUUUUAUAGCAAGAGUAUUUUUUUUAAAAGUAUUCAGUAUCCUGUGGUUAAAAGAUACCCCCAAUAGAUUCAGUAUGGGUUGAGAUAGAAGUAUAAGGUUCCUGUGUGGAAACUGUUGCAAUGGGAACAGAACAUGUUUAGUUUUGGGGUCCUUUCAGACUGCGGUAAGCUGCAUGACAUGAGAUGCUUAUGUGCAAGUUCCAACCAUGAGCUUACUCAUCCUCCACACGCUCUCCAGCAGGUUUCCAGCUACUCUUCAGCUGCUGAGCAAGGCUCCUUGUGCAAUUUCUGCAAUGCCACAUGCCAGUCAGCUGUUGCUUUCCCUUAUUUUCCUGAAUAGUAUUAAUUGAUUCUUCUCAUAAAGCAAGAGCUAGCUGGCAGAUGGCACUGCAAAAACUGCAUGAGGACCUUGCUUGGUGUCUGAACAAUGUGUGAAUUCAUGCUGGGAAGGAGGGCAGAAACCUGCGGAAGGUGUGUAAACUCAUGCUUGGAACCUGUGUGCAAUCUUCUCACAUCAUGCAGCUUAUUGCCAUUUGGAAGGACCAUUUGACCUCCCUCCUUGCUGAAGGACCCAUUGGACCUCAGACAUUACACUCCCACUGAAGGACACAUUGGACCUUGUAUACUUGAAAGCGACCCACCACUGAAGGAAAUUAGAAGGAAGCAAACAAGUGUGGUUAUUUGGUUCUUCUCAGUGCUGGCAAGCUGUGCUAUGCAGUAAAACUGUAGAGAAGUUUAUGUUGGAAAAUCUAGAGGACAACUGUGCAAUCUCAGCUCCCACUCCAGAAACCAAUGUUUCAUCUUUGCUUAUCUACAGAGAGGCCUAGCUUUAGUAGCUCCUCCAUUCUAAGAACUUAUCUCCUCUUGUUGUCCUUGCAGCAAGGGGUGACAAUUCCAUCGUGCUGCUUUUAAAUGAGACCGAAGGUCUUAACGGCAACAGCUUGGGACCUAGCUAGUGUCACUGAUAGGUGUGUAUGUUAUUUCAGCCUUUGUUUCUUUCCCCAAGUUGACUGCUUAUUCAGUCUGUUUCAUUCCCAUGCCUGUAUUUUUCAGAACAUUGUGGGGGGAAAGGAGUAUCUGUAGCAAGUUUCAAUACUAUGAGCAGUUGGCUUACCCUGCCUCACAAAUAGGUCACAGAAAUUAGUAAUCCAUAACAUUUUUACUAACCUGCUUGCCCACACACGUUAGUUAUUUGUGGAAUAUCAGCCUGAAAGGAAACAAUAACCCACUCACAGCUACUUUUGCAAACUUUGCCCUAUCUAUUUGCCUGGAAGCAGUUCUUAUUCACCACAGCCAAGUGACUAUUCACAAAUUUGAAUUUAUCCAAUGAAAGCAUUAAGCUUCCAUAGCCUUGCCUACAUGAGAAGAUAUCAAAAUCUUUAAGAUGGUAAGAGCGGACUGUACCAGGUAAAGUGUGUGCACACCAUUAAAGAAAAAAUAUUCCACACACACAGCUCCAUGCAAGUGAAAAACUAGCACACCCAGGGGAAGUAUUGUCACCUGCUAUGCUAGUUCUCUACUUGCAAGGUUUCUUAAAAACAUAAGAUAACAUUCAAAACUGUUGUCCCCACCUACAGUCUGAAGUGGUGCAGGGCAUUUUACCACCUCAGGACUCCCUACACAAUACUAAAAGCAAAAUUGUGCUUCUUACAUUUUAAAAAGAAAAAUCAGAUGCUGGAGGGGCCAAUCCAGAAUGGGGCUGUGGCAUGGUGGAGAGGGGUUAGCAGCACUCUCCUUUCACAACAUGGUCCUUAUUAAAACAGUCCCCCGAAACUACUAUUUGUCCCAGGAAGAAAGGUACUAUCGGCCCUUAUGGCAGCUUCAGAAAGACCCUUUUCAUUGGUAUCAUCAUACAAGGAAAAGGGUUUUUUAAAAGCCUCUCCCAUACUGUGGUGGAUCUCAAUCUCCUCUAUGGCUAUUUGCCCCCCCCCCCACCUUUUAAAGCAAAGAUUGAAGCACAAUGAUGCUUUUAGCCUCACAUGUUGUUUGGUCCUUGUUCAGCUAUAUAAGCUGUAGAACAGGCUGAUUUUAACAACACAUCCCAUUGUUGCUGCUGCUGCCAUCAGUGAGCUUUCCCUUCAAUAUUGAUACAACACUGCCUACUUCCAUGAAGUUUUAAGGAUUCUUGCUAACUGGAGCCUCACAGUAAUGUUCUAAGGCUUCAGUAACUACACCAAUUAAAAUCUCAUAAAGUUAUUUAAAGAAUUUGGUGAAUGACUGAACUGUAAAAAACAUUAUACAGUAAAGCAUAUAUUCUAUGUUUUGGCUAUUGUACGUGAUUUCGUUAUUCAACUGUGCAAGUAUGUUACAAUCUGAGUACCCAUGUACAAAUCAAUGCAGAAAAGGCAUGCAACUUUUGAUAUACCUUUAUUUUAUCUAGCAAUUUUGAAUCCUACUAGAAACUCCCAAAUUGCUAAUGUCCCCAUUUGAUUAUAUAAAAUGAGAUAAUAAACCUAUUUUAUUCUUA
Hemicordylus capensis (graceful crag lizard) is the source of this 5913-nucleotide messenger RNA. RefSeq names its product LDL receptor related protein 11 (gene LRP11). Lineage: Eukaryota; Metazoa; Chordata; Lepidosauria; Squamata; Cordylidae. The coding region runs from base 434 to 2026 and encodes 530 amino acids. The record is from RefSeq and is a predicted model, not a curated record. The transcript has 8 exons. Gene Ontology annotation, molecular function: serine-type endopeptidase inhibitor activity; protein binding.